CGCUCUAACUUGCUCUAUAGCCUCUUCGGUGGGCAAAUCUAGCAGACUGCAGAUGAGAGCUUCGUUAUUGUGUGUCUAUGAUGGUACUUUAAACUGUUGGUCAUCUAUAACAUAUAGCUCACGUGGUGUACAUCAGAUUAAGCAACUUUCAGUUUCGAGAGCUUGUGUUUGGAAAUGGUUUGGCUCCGUGGAUCUAAAGUGCUGUCCCUGCUGUUGACAGUGUCGCUCUGUCUCUGUGUGUCACCUUCUCUAGACACAGGUGCCGUAGAGUUGAAGUACACCAAGACUCCUAUGGUUGGGACUGAGGGCAUGCCCUUGAGGCUCACGUGUAAGGCAGUGUAUGACACAAAACAAUGUGGUCGUAUUGAUGCCUUUUGGUGUCAUCACACUUUGGAAGAGUGUCCCAAGCUCAUUGACCUCGGCAAGUACCUCACUGUUGUCAACGAGAAGGUUAUGGAGGACUACAAUGUCAGACAAAGACACAUUGUAACAGACUUCAUAGAACUGACCCCUGCUGACCAAGGAGUCUAUCAGUGCAAUGCAGUAUGUGAAAUGGGAGGCCAUACUGCCAUGGGACACUACAUAAAUAUCACAGUCAAAGCAGCUCCAAUAGUUGAUCAAAGAAAGGCCAACAAUGGUGGACUGAACUGGACAUACAGCACUGGAACAAUACUGUGUUCCCUUCUCCUAAUACUGGAGUUACUUGAGGCAAGAUCAAUAACAAAGUUAAUCAUUGAGCUGGUCUGGUAGCUGAUGGCAGAUGGCGUCAAGGCUGAAAAUGACCUAUCAAUUAUAAUGGAGAUACCAUCUACGAUACAGAUUUACAGUAUAUCAAACCCAAACAUUUAACUGAAAUGUUUUACAUAUGUACAAAUAAGGUGCCUUUUGGCUCAAAAGACUACAACAUUUAUAGUCAUUGGCUAAUAGUUUACUUAACAUUUAUGAAAAAUAAAAAUGUGUUAUAAACCAGCUUCAAACAUGUAUGUUGGAAGACAGGAGGGUUUGUACUACUUAAAUUAAAAUUCAAUUUCAUGGAAUUUCAAUGGAAUGGAAUGCUCAUUUGUUCGCUCGAUCACAAUUUUUUUCCAGUUGGCAUGCGUGCUUAUUUCUAUUUAAUUUUGUUCUCUCCCCUGUUCUUGUCACGGUGGGCUAUCUCUCUACACCUCUCAGGUCUGUGUCUGUUAGAGGAAAUGCCCAUACAGGACAGGAAACCACACAUAGCAUUUGCACAAACGGAGGACUGAAGCAAUGUGAGCAGAGGUAGUCGCAGUCCAUGUGGUUGGAAGGGUGAGGGGGAGUAAAAAGGGUCUGGUAGUCUUGUGAUGUU
Oncorhynchus gorbuscha (pink salmon) is the source of this 1327-nucleotide messenger RNA. RefSeq lists its product as uncharacterized. Bases 175 to 750 code for a protein of 191 amino acids. The transcript is spliced from 4 exons. The record is from RefSeq and is a predicted model, not a curated record. NCBI's taxonomy places the organism in Eukaryota, Metazoa, Chordata, Actinopteri, Salmoniformes, Salmonidae.